Molecule: messenger RNA, 3080 nt
Organism: Hibiscus syriacus
Lineage: Eukaryota; Viridiplantae; Streptophyta; Magnoliopsida; Malvales; Malvaceae
Exons: 5
Coding region: 110-2959 (949 amino acids)
Source: RefSeq, a predicted model, not a curated record
UUUCCAGGAAAAUCCCAUUUGAUCAUUUCUUCUUAUUGUGCUUAUCUAUAUUUUCUAAUUUCCCAACACCCUCUACAACUCUAAUCUUUGCUUCUAGUUCCUCUUGGUUAUGGAGAAUCAAGAUCAAGGAAACUAUCACUCCCCAGUUGACGCAAAGAUCAUGGAACGGCGUCGUUCGGAGAAAAGUAUCGGAGGAAUAGGAGCAACGUCCACUAGACCUGAAGACGAAGUAUUUUCCGAUGCGGUGAUGGAAUUUCAAGACACCGGAUUCGAUUUGGAUGCCGAUAAUACCGGUGAAGGUUUCAAGUUUGUCGACAAGGAUCUUACGCCCGCCGUUUCUUUUAAAGAUUGUGAGGAUAUUGGCAUCCUUAGAUCACCUCUGAAUUCAGCUGACGGAAGCCAAAAGGAAAAUCCGGUUCCGAAAAGCAUGCCGAUUCUCCUGACAGACAUACCUGAGCACAAUGAUGUUGGCUUGAGCUAUGGUAACGAUUCUGAAGAUAAAGAUGGUUCUGCUGGUGAUGUGGUCUUGAUCGAAAUGGAAACAGUAAAGGGUGUCUCGGAAGAGACUAGGGAAGCUGGUACUGGUGCUGGUGCUGGUGCUGAUGCCGAUGAGAAUGAAGACGGAAUGUUAAACGAAAAUCUAUCAAGUGACUCGGUUCAGCCUAGCAAACAUGGUGGCGAAAUAUUGGAAACAGAAUCUAGUUUGGGGAAAAGGCUGGAUGUAGCUUCAGAUAUGGAUCAAUUGAAGGAAGAGUGCAGUGAUAGGUUGUCUUCUGAUACACGUAUGAGCGGAAAUGAUGAGCAGGAGACGGAUGGAAAGGGAAAGCACAGAGUUACUUUCGAAGAAAAUCUAAUCGAUGCAAGUUUAAAAUCCAUAAGUACGGAGGAUUUAACUUCUGAGACUGGUUUGGCUGACAAAACCGUUGAAUUAGAGGAAAAUAGUGAAAAGUUGGCCCUCAAUGUGGUCGUUGAUUAUCUUUCGACAAAAGCCGAGUCCUCGAAAGAUAUUAAUGUGCCAACAGAUACCUUUGAAAUACAGACUGAUGCAGCACUCGGUACAGACUUGUCCAUUGAUGUUGAUUCAAAUGAGGUUGAUGAAAAAAAGGAAAAGGAAAAAGAAAGUGUUUAUGUGCUUUCCGUUCCCGAUGAUAUUCAUGUUGUAGAUGAUGCUGAAAUUAAGCUAAUUGGUUUUAAAGAUCAUAAGGGAGUUAAGUUAUUCCAAUCCGAGGCUUUAGCUUCUGAAGAAAUUAUCCUUGAUAAGGAAGAUGAAAUCAAAGACACUGCUUCACAGGAGAAAUCCGAUACUUUUGUGUAUAAUCCAAUGGAUGAAGACAUCGUUACGGAAGAUUAUUAUAAACUUGGUGUAAAUAAUGAAGCUAUGGCUAAAGAAGUGCUCUUUUCCGGGAAUGCUGAUGCGAUUCAGAUUGAUAAAGGGUCAGAUGCAUUGUCUCCAGUUGACGCUGUUACAACUGAGAAUGAGGACCGGGAAGUUUGGUUUCUCAAAGAACAUAAGUCGGUUUAUGCUGCUGGUGAAUCAUAUAAAGGGUCCGAUGCAUUUUCUCCUGUUGAUCCUGGUACAACUGGUAAUGAGAAGGAUCCGGAAGUCCGAUCUCUCAAAGAACAGCAGCCAAUUUAUGUUGCUGAUGGGACAGGUUUUCCGGGAAGCAUGAUAAUUGAUGUACCCGAUGCGAAACCUAUGGUUACAGAUGCUGAUUUUGGGGCCGGAAAGUUAAGUAAUGUAGCCGGAGAUGAAAAUAAUAAUAAAGACAUGGUAACAUCAUGUGAAUUUAGUAAUAUUUCUUCGCAUACUAAUCCAGCAUCGGAUUUGCUUGAAAUUGAUGAUUUUGAUGAUGUCGGGACAAGAAAAACUCAAAAGUCCGGUAUCAAUGAAGUCGAAGACAGGGAUGGACCAGAGAAAGGUCAUGUUUCAAUGAAAACUGACUCCACGUCCGAAUCAAUUAGCACUCAUCACCAAUCCGUAAUUGUCAUUGAGGAACAGAAUGAGCCUGAAGGCCUGCAGUCGGAUAUAGUUUCUAACAGUCAAGAUGACAAAAGGGAAUCUAAAACAGAUAGCUAUGACAAGGUACAUGGAGAGAGUGCCAUCAAAAAUCUUAUGGCUUCUUCUGUAAACAAUAGUGAACCGAACGAGAUCGAGAGAACAUCAGUCGACCUGUUGAAGAAAGAGUUGAUACAUUCUGGUGCUGUCAGUGAUGGCCAUGCUGGGGAGCCUGGAGCUGCUGCUGCUCAGAUUAGCGCUGUAAUUUUGCAAGGGGAAGCUGAUAGUGGAUCCGUUAAACCUCAACUCGAUACAACUGUAGGUGAUGUUUUGAUCGAUUCUAGUAGUCGAACUGAUAGUCUGGAAGGCCACUGGGGAUCUGUUUCAGUUCUGUCAACCCAAUCCGACAACCCGGCUGCCAUUGACACCGAGACUUUACCAUCUACCGGAUCACAAGCACUUCCGGAAGCAGAAAAAGCAAACAUAAAGAAGUCAAAAGAAGAACAUCCCGAUGAAUCGAACAAGUUUGAGCCGCCAUCUUUCAUGACAUUGGUUGAAGGUGGAGGCAGUAGUGACCCUAAAGAUACCGCUGUUUCCGAAACCCCAACAGGACAGAAUGCCGAAAACCCUAGAGCCGGCUGGUUCCCUUCACUCACUCAUGUGGCCAAUGAGUCUCAAGGAAGAAAAAAGAAUGAAAAGAUCAUAGAAAAGGUGGCUAACUGGAAUGUAAACAGGCACAGUCCUCUGAAGAACUUAACCAAUUAUAGUGAACCCAACGAUGGAACCACGGGUGCCAAAGUGAGCUCAACGGUGGACCCUGAAACACCUGUGGCUGAGCCGACCAAUGUUGAAACAGAGAAAGAAUGGAACUCUCCACGAGGGUAUCCAUCUGGUAUUAAGAGAGAAAAAAGGAAAGGUAGGCCAUUUUGGGUACAGUUUGCAUGCUGCUCAUCUGUAAAUUAGGAUUAUUAGUUACUCGGAUUUAUGUUGUUUUCACUGCACUUGUGCUCCAUACGUGUAUCAGACAUAUAUCCGUUUAGGACACAUACAUGCUCCUUAUUCCACAUUUAAAUAAGAGUUCCAG